Molecule: messenger RNA, 817 nt
Organism: Limulus polyphemus (Atlantic horseshoe crab)
Lineage: Eukaryota; Metazoa; Arthropoda; Merostomata; Xiphosura; Limulidae
Product: troponin C-like
Exons: 3
Molecular function (GO): enzyme regulator activity; calcium ion binding
Source: RefSeq, a predicted model, not a curated record
UGUUGAGAAAAGCUUUCGACAUGUUUGACCGGGACAAGAAAGGAGUCAUCCAUACCAACAUGGUGUCCACCAUUCUGAGGACUCUCGGUCAGACCUUUGAGGAAAAGGAUCUGAAAGACCUAAUUUCCGAAAUUGACCAGGAUGGCAGCGGGGAGUUGGAGUUCGAGGAGUUCGUGGCCCUAGCAGCCAAGUUUCUGGUUGAAGAAGACGCUGAAGCCAUGCAAGAGGAACUUCGAGAGGCUUUUAGAAUGUACGACAAGGAAAGCCAAGGAUACAUUAACGUAUCGGACCUCAGAGACAUCCUCAGGGCCUUGGAUGAUAAGCUCACCGAAGAUGAACUGGACGAAAUGAUUGCAGAAAUUGAUACUGAUGGCAGUGGGACUGUUGAUUUUGAUGAAUUUAUGGAAAUGAUGACAGGGGAGUAAACAACAGGAAUAGGCUUCGUCAGGUCGUGGCAUAAACCUUUUCUCUGAUGCCUGAUUUUCAGAAUAACCAAUUGUUACUGUGAACCACGAUGUUGAGAAAAUCUCUCACGCUAAGUAAAUUCGAAAGUCCUCUAAAUCUUUAAGCCAUGUAAUUAAUUUUAUAAAGAUAAACCUUCGAAGUACAUAUCACAUAGUUAUCCAUUCUGUAAAAGGAGAAAAAAGUGUAAUGCUAAAUAUCAUUGUAUCAAACUUAAUGCAAAAAAAAGACGUUUACAGAUUGCCUUUUUGUCAAAAAAUAUAUUUCUGUAAGUACGGUUCCGAUUUAUUUUACAAGACGCAUAAAAUGUCUUGGUUUUUCACGAAAAAAUGAAAUAAAUAUGAAAAUAGAAAUA